UGCUGCUAUUUUAAACCGGACUCUCCUCCGCUCACAGUUCAUCUGCCCGCAUCUCCAGCAGAGCGACAACAACAACACGCACACAUACAUACAAAACACACACACACACACAUAUAUAUAUACACACAAAACAACCCCGAAAACACGCGCUUUCAGACAAACUCCACACUGAGAGGAAUUAACACUAAUAACAGCCGCAGAGAAACGACCUGUUUUACCCGGUGAAUGCGAUGUUUCAGAGCAGGGAGAUCCUCUGGGUGUUUAUAUUCCUCGGCAGCGCAGUCUCUCUGCAGGUGGACAUCACGCCUGCACAAGGCGAAAUCAGCGUUGGAGAGUCCAAGUUCUUCCUGUGUGAAGUCGUAGGCGGAGUGAAGGGAAUUGACUGGUUCUCGCCCACUGGAGAGAAGAUCGAACCCAACCGGCAGGAUAUCACCGUGAUCCGCAAUGACGAGACGUCCUCUACCCUCACUAUCUACAACGCUAACGUCGAUAGCGCUGGCACGUACAAGUGUGUCGCCACCAGCGGCGACCAGCAAGCCGAAGCGACUGUCAACGUGAAGAUAUACCAAAAAAUUGCCUUCAAAAAUGCUCCAUCCCCCCAAGAGUUUACAGAAGGAGAUAACGCUAUUAUCGUGUGCGACGUUGUGAGUUCUCCUCCUCCCACCGUCAUCUGGAAGCACAAAAGAGUAAAAGUCCAGUCUGAGAAAGAUGUUCGCUUUAAGAUUUUGAACAACAACCACCUGCAGAUAAGAGGAAUAAAAAAGACAGAUGAAGGUGUGUACAACUGCGAGGGGCGUGUCAUGACCCGGGGUGAGAUCGACUUUCGCCCAAUCCGAGUGGUGGUGAACGUUCUGCCGACUGUCAGAGUCCGUCAGGCUGAGGUGAACGCCACGGCUGACCUGGGUCUCUCCGCCAUGCUGGCCUGCGAUGGAGACGGCUUUCCAGAACCUACAGUCACAUGGAAACGUUCUCUCAGGAACGACGUUCUGCUGGAGAGCGGGGAUAAGUACAGCUUCAAUGAGGACGGCUCGGAGAUGACUAUAAUGGACGUGAAGAAGUUGGAUGAGGGAGAUUACACCUGCAUCGCCUCCAACAAAGCCGGCAAGGCUGAAGAAGAAGUCAGCCUCCGAGUCUUUGUCAAACCCAGAAUCACAUUUUUGGAGAACCAGACCGCCACAGAGAUGGAGGAGCAGAUGACGUUGACGUGCGAAGCCACGGGAGAUCCCACGCCCACGAUCACGUGGAGCUACGGCACACGCACGUUCACCGAGGGGGAACAGGAGCAUCUAAAGAGGAUUUAUCAGGCCUCUUGGACUCGGCCCGAACAACACAAGAGUGCGGAUGGAAAGGUGGUGGUGCGCAGCGACGCUCGCGUGUCCUCCCUCACCCUGAAGUACGCUCAGUACACCGACGCCGGAGAGUACCUCUGCACCGCCCGCAACGCAGUCGGAGAGACCUCUCAGCACAUGUACCUGGAAGUGCACUAUGCCCCCAAAAUCCUGGGCUCGGUGGCGGUCUACACAUGGGAGGGAAACCCGGCCAACAUCAGCUGCGAGACCCUGGCUCAUCCCAGCGAGGUGUCUAUUGUGUGGCUGAGGGAUGGAUUCACGCUGCCCAAUGCCAACACCUCCAACAUCAAGAUCUAUAACACUCCCUCUGCCAGCUUCCUGGAGGUUAACCCGGACUCCCAGAACGACUUUGGCAGCUACAACUGCACCGCCUCCAACGUGAUCGGGACCGAGUCCAAAGAGUUCAUCCUCAUUCAGGCCGAAGUGCCCUCGGUACCAGUCAUCACUCAGGUGCAGCCCUACUCCAGCACGGCUCAGCUGCUGUUCGAUGAGCCUGAAUCUUCAGGAGGAGUUCCUGUGCUUAAGUACCGCGCCGAGUGGAAAGCCAUGAACCGGAAUAACUGGGUCCAGAGAGUCUACGAAGUCAGAGAAGGAGGCUUAAACGCGAUCACAAUCACCGGCCUUAAACCAGAAACUCAGUACGAAGCCAAGAUGUCUGCGAUCAACGGUAAAGGAGAGGGAGAGAGCAGCUCUACGGUCUCCUUCAAGACGGAGCCUGUUCGGGAACCCACCCCCCCCAAACUGGAAGCCAUCCUGCAGCCUAAAGGCAACGCCCUCAGAGUUAACUGGGUAAAGCAGGACGACGGAGGCUCACCUAUCACUCACUAUCUCAUUCGAUACAAAGCGAAAGAGGAUCCGGUGUGGAAGCCAGAGAUCCGGCUGCCCAGUGUGAGCGAGUACGUGCUCCUGAGUGCUUUAGACUGGAACACAGAGUACGAGGUGUUCGUAGUGGCCGAAAACCAGCAGGGCAAAUCGAAACCUGGCAUCCUGACCUUCCGCACAUCCUCAAAGCGCGACGCCAUUCCAGAAUCCAUGGAGGACGGUGCAGGACUGAACACAGGGGUCAUUGUUGGGAUCCUGGUGCUGGUGUGUGUGCUGCUGCUCCUGGCUGUGGAUGCCACCUGCUGCUUCCUCAACAAGUGUGGGCUGCUCAUGUGUCUCUGCGGAAAGCCCAAGACGGGUGCGAAGGGCAAAGACAUGGAGGCUGGCAAGGCUGCGUUCGUUAAGGACGAUUCCAAAGAGCCCAUUGUGGAAGUGAGGACUGAGGACGGGCUCACGGCCAAUCACGACGCAGGAGGGCACUCUGAGCCCAACGAGACCACACCCCUGACAGAGCCUGAGCGACUGGCCGAAGCCGCGGCCACUGUGGUGGACUUGCCCUUAUCAAUGGCCACAAACUCAGACACAGUUACCGACACCUUUGACCUUAGCCAGAGCAGCCCCGUUAGCGAGAGCACCACCCUAACGUCCAGCCUCACGGCUCCGCCCCCUGAUCCCAGACCUGCCCUGACCACAGGCCCUGAAACCAGCACCCCUAAAAGCUUCUCCCAGCCUCUUUCCCGCUCCCUGCUCUCCUCCGAUGUUCCUUUGGUGGACCUGGCUGAUCCUUUACCUGUUCAAAUCCCAGAAGCCCCUUCCAACCGAUCAAUCCAGGCAGAUUCUCAGAUAACAUCUCCUGAUUUCACCAAUCAGGAGCCUCCUUCUCCUAGUCUUAGUUUUAGCACAGAAAACACACCUAAAGAACCAGAGAACGAUGCUGAAGAACUAGAGACGAGCCUGUUACAGAAUUCACACGAACCCGUCCCUCAGAAAGUCCCCUCAAUGAACCAUGAGCUCCAUCUAGAUGAAGGAACCCCCCAGGCUUCAGAAACACACCUCCCCCAGGAUGGCCCCGGGCACGCUCUGGGCACAGCUGGCUCCAGCGGCCCAUCUGCUCCACUGAACGAGAAAAUCCACGAAGACGAGUCGAGCAGGUCUGAAGACGAAGAUUUGAAGAAGCUCCAGUCGGAAGCAAAGUCACCCAUCGCCCUCUCGCUGGCGAACGACGUGGAGAGCAAGGCGUGAUCAGAGCUGGCGAGCUCUGAAAGGAAAAAAAAUAAAAGAAGAAGAAGAAGUGGUAGCGUCGCGGAAAUGAACACAGAAACGUUCACUCUACAGUGCCCUUAACAAAGCUUUUAUUUAUUUAAUUUUUAAUUUUUUGUCUGUUUUUUUUUUUUUUUUCGAGCAAAACGAGUGAUGAGUUUGAGAAAAGUGUGAGAGUUUUGUUGCACAUUCUUGAGACUGGAGUGUACGGGCGUACGCGAUAAAUAAAAAAAAAAUGCGCCUCUUUCCGUUUCUCGUUCGUUUCCGUUGAAAAGUUGAAGUUAUAAAAAGAUGAAGUUAAACCUCAAGAAGAAACUGCUAAUGCUGAGGCUGAAUUUACGAGUUUGUUCUGUUGAAUUCAGAUAAACACGACAGAGAGUUCGUAUCGCAUUCAGACUCCUCCCAAAAUAUCUCUCAAAAGAAAAAAAGAAGGGUGUUUUAUUUUGUUACUUUGUUUCUUUGUUUGUUUCUUUGCUUCUUUGUUUGAUUUUUUCUGGAACACGGAAAACACGGGGCAUUCAGGAGAAUUUACAGCACGUGUUCAUAUACAGUAUGUUCAUAUAUAUAAAAUGCUCUAGACAUUAUAUUUUAUUUUAUUUUAUUUACUUGCUACAUUGUUGAAAUGUAAAUGAUUGCUCCUAUUUUUUUAUCUUGAGUCUCUGGAGGGCUAGUCUUGUUAAAUAGUUCGAUUGUAUAUUUUAUUUACAUUACGCAUUUUAUUCUUUCUUUCUUUCUUUCUUUAUUUCUUUCUUUUUUUUUGUAACACACGCAGAUGUUAACCGAUGCACUCUCUCUCUUUCUCUGUGUGUGUGUUAUAUCUUAUCAUAUUUAAGCUGGUAAAAGAGUGAAAAAGAGUGAUCUUCUUCUCUGAUCUUCUUCUUUUCGGCACCUUUCAUACAAAAAAUGACCAGAUAACUUUGAGCUGACCUUUUCUUUUUUUUUUUUUAGAUUUUUCUUUUAAAUGUCUAUUUUUAUUUUUAUUGUUUUUCACAAUGAACUUCUGAAAAAUAGAAAUUUUAACAAAUAUCAGCUUUUUUUUAUUAUUAUUAUUUUUUUUUUUCGUUUUUUCGUUUUUUGAACCCUGCUUGUAAAGCGCAGAUCCUGACUCUUUUUUAUACUGUGUACCUCUGAGGGGGGGUUUGGGUGGGAGUGGGAAGAAUACAGAAGUUUGUAUUACACUGUUAAUGGCGAGCUUGUGCACUGUGAUUGUGUAUUUUAUGAGUUUUUGAAAAUAUCUGCAUAGCUUGAUGGUGAUGGGUAGCUGAUCUUUCCUUUUUACAUACAGUACCAUGAUGUAAACGGAUAGCUAUCGUCGGCUAGCCGUGUAGAACAGGGCCGUGCAGACACUUCUAUUACUCCUUAAGGUGUUUUUACUCCACCUCUCAUUGCAUGACCGUCUGCUAGGUGACAGUUGGCAGGUCUGAUUUUAUACAUGCAUGCCCAGAGCUCGGUGUCGGCCUGUGCGCAGGCUCGUGAACAGAUUAUCACAUUGGUCGUUUCGUUGGUGUUGGGCGUUUUGGAAAGCGUUUUGUCUGACAUCAUAUCAGUGAGAUAUUCAGACUCUGGGUCACGCAUCAGAGAAACGUGUCUCUCUCUGCCCGACGUCUGUUUAUACAACCGACAUUCAGUAUAACGGCAGCCAGUCUAACCCAGCAGUUAUACCUCGUAUCUCCGGGUCGGGCUCCUCUGAUGAAAAGUGAAGGGGAACAGAACAAAGAACAGCUGUGCUUUAAUUUGUCAAGCGUCAAAAAGAACAUGUCAUAAAAGUUGUGUUGUUUUAACACAUUUUGAUUAAACUAAUUAAAACAUUAA
Molecule: messenger RNA, 5243 nt
Organism: Astyanax mexicanus (Mexican tetra)
Lineage: Eukaryota; Metazoa; Chordata; Actinopteri; Characiformes; Acestrorhamphidae
Gene: ncam1b
Product: neural cell adhesion molecule 1b
Exons: 21
Coding region: 231-3413 (1060 amino acids)
Biological process (GO): cell adhesion
Cellular component (GO): membrane; neuron projection
Molecular function (GO): protein binding
Source: RefSeq, a predicted model, not a curated record